This is a messenger RNA of Acomys russatus (golden spiny mouse), 4083 nucleotides long. It is a transcript of the gene Rfc1, whose product is annotated as replication factor C subunit 1. NCBI's taxonomy places the organism in Eukaryota, Metazoa, Chordata, Mammalia, Rodentia, Muridae. Bases 163 to 3546 code for a protein of 1127 amino acids. Gene Ontology annotation, cellular component: nucleus; DNA replication factor C complex. The record is from RefSeq and is a predicted model, not a curated record. Gene Ontology annotation, biological process: DNA repair; DNA replication. The transcript has 25 exons. Gene Ontology annotation, molecular function: DNA clamp loader activity; DNA binding; DNA clamp unloader activity.
GGAGCGCGCGCCUCCUGACGUCAUAGCCGCGCGCCGCCGCUUGCGGCUUCUGCCACUUCGCGGGAGAAGUUGUUGGCGCCAAUGGAUCCCGAGCCUCGAUAACGGAUUCCUCCCCUAGCCUCGGGCCUGCCCACCUGCUCCUCUUCGGUCGUGGGGGCUGCCAUGGACAUUCGGAAAUUCUUUGGGGUUAUACCAAGUGGAAAAAAGCCUGUAAAUGAGACAGUAAAGAAGACUGAGAAACCAAAACCUUCGGAGGGAACUGUCAAAGGAAAGAAAGGAGUAAAGGAAGCCAAGGUUAACACUUCCUGUAAAGAGGAUGCCUCCAGACCAAAGCAGCACAACAAAAAAAAGAGGGUCAUCUAUGAUUCAGAUUCAGAGCCAGAGGAGACAGAACAGGUGAAAAAAGCAAAAAAGAAAACAGAAAAAUUGGCAUUGUCUUCUAAACCUGGUAAAAUUUCUCGGAAAGAUCCUGUUACAUACAUUUCUGAGACAGAUGAAGACGAUGACUUUGCAUGUAAAAAGGCAGCCUCCAAAUCAAAAGAGAAUGGAGUAUCCACAAAAAGUUAUCUUGGAACAUCAAACAUGAAAAAGAGUGAAGAAAACACUAAGACUAAAAGUAAACCUUUAUCACCAAUAAAACUUACACCAACAUCAGUGCUUGAUUAUUUUGGAACAGAAAGUGUCCAGAGAUCUGGUAAGAAGAUGGUGGCAAGCAAAAGACAAGAGUCUUCUCAAAACACAGAUGACUCCAGACUGAAUGAUGAGGCCAUCGCCAGGCAGCUGCAGCUUGACGAAGACACAGAGCUGGAGAGGCAAUUACAUGAAGACGAAGAGUUUGCUCGGACAUUAGCCAUGUUGGAUGAAGAGCCCAAGGCCAAAAAGGCCCAAAAGGACACUGAAGAGGGAGCACCAUUUUCACCUGUCCAAGCUGAUUUAAGCAAAGCAGAAAACCACAGACCCCCUAAUAAAGCAGAACAUUUGUCAAAUGAAGGAAAGACCUGUACUCCUGCUCAGCACAGCAAGGGUGGGAGCCCAGAAGACACUGCGCAGCCCUGCAGGUCGUCUGCUCACCACAGGGAAGCCUCUGCCUCUCCCAAGGUCAGUUCCAAGCUGGCGCUUAUGAAAGCAAAGGAAGAAAGUUCCUACAAAGCAGCAGAGCUGCUGGCCGCAAAAAGAAAAGAGAACGCCAUUGACCUCAAAGGAGAGAAGAAAACUCCUAAGAAAACCACAAGUUCUCCAACCAAAAGGGAGUCUGUAAGUCCAGAAGAUUCUGAAAAGAAGCGCACUAAUUAUCAAGCGUAUCGAAGCUACUUAAAUCGAGAAGGUCCCAAAGCGCUGGGCUCCAAAGAAAUACCCAAGGGAGCUGACAAUUGCUUGGAAGGCCUGACAUUUGUGAUCACAGGCGUGCUGGAGUCCAUUGAGCGUGAAGAAGCCAAGUCUCUAAUUGAACGUUAUGGGGGGAAAGUCACAGGAAACGUGAGCAAGAAAACCAACUACCUUGUCAUGGGCCGGGACAGUGGACAGUCCAAGAGUGACAAGGCAGCAGCUCUGGGAACAAAAAUCCUUGAUGAAGAUGGUCUAUUGGAUCUGAUUCGAACUAUGCCAGGCAAGAAAUCCAAGUAUGAGAUAGCGGCUGAAGCUGAGAUGAAGAAAGAAAAGUCCAAUUUGGAUGGAACACCCCAAAAAAGCAGCCAUGGAAAAAGAAAAAGUAGUCCAACCAAGAAGGAGUCAGAGUUUAAGAAGAGCAAGCUGACCCCCCAGAAGGACAGCCCUGCGAAGGCAGGGAGGAAGGAAGCAAGUGUGCCUCGGAGGGGCCUGGACUUGAAGGAGACGCACGGCCGUGGCGGGGGGAGCACAGGGGAAAGCCUGCUCUGGGUGGAUAAGUACAAGCCCACCUCACUCAGGAACAUAAUCGGACAGCAGGGUGACCAGAGCUGUGCCAACAAACUGCUACGCUGGCUCAGAAACUGGCACAAGGGCUCUCCAGAUGAGAAAAAACAUGCAAAGCUUGGCAAACUUGCCAGCAAAGAUGAUGGUUCUAGUUUCAAGGCAGCACUGCUCUCUGGCCCUCCAGGUGUUGGCAAAACCACUACAGCUUCUCUUGUGUGUCAGGAAUUGGGUUACAGUUACGUGGAACUAAAUGCAAGUGAUACUCGGAGUAAGAACAGUUUGAAAGCAGUUGUUGCUGAAUCAUUGAACAACACCAGCAUCAAAGGCUUUUAUACAAGUGGAGCGACUCCUUCAGUAAGCUCGAGGCACGCUCUCAUCAUGGAUGAGGUCGAUGGCAUGGCAGGCAACGAGGACAGGGGUGGAAUUCAGGAACUCAUAGGGCUGAUAAAGCACACUAAAAUUCCCAUCAUUUGUAUGUGCAAUGAUAGAAAUCACCCCAAAAUCCGCUCAUUGGUUCAUUAUUGUUUUGAUCUUCGUUUCCAAAGACCUCGGGUUGAACAGAUUAAGAGUGCAAUGCUGUCUAUUGCAUUUAAAGAGGGUUUAAAGAUCCCCCCUCCAGCUAUGAAUGAAAUAAUUUUGGGAGCUAAUCAAGAUGUCAGACAGGUUUUACACAAUCUGAGUAUGUGGUGUGCACAAAAUAAGGCACUAACCUAUGACCAAGCCAAGACUGAUUCGCAGAGGGCCAAGAAGGAUAUCAGACUGGGCCCAUUUGAUGUCGCCCGGAAAGUGUUUGCUGCUGGAGAGGAGACUGCACACAUGUCACUGAUGGACAAAGCAGAUCUGUUUUUCCAUGACUAUUCCAUAGCACCCCUCUUUGUCCAGGAGAACUACCUUCAUGUGAAGCCUGUGGCUGCAGGGGGUGACAUGAAAAAGCACUUGAUGCUUUUAAGCCGGGCAGCAGAUAGCAUAUGUGAUGGUGACUUAGUGGACAGUCAGAUCCGGAGUAAGCAAAACUGGAGUCUUCUGCCCACACAGGCCAUUUAUGCCAGUGUUCUCCCUGGAGAAUUGAUGAGGGGCUAUAUGACCCAGUUUCCCACCUUCCCAAGCUGGCUGGGAAAACACUCAUCUACCGGCAAACAUGAUCGGAUCGUUCAGGACCUAGCUUUGCACAUGAGUCUUAGAACUUACUCCAGCAAAAGGACAGUGAACAUGGAUUACCUGUCACACAUCAGAGACGCACUCGUCCAGCCCUUGGCCUCACACGGCGUAGGAGGAGUUCAGCACGUGGUCACACUUAUGGACACAUACUAUCUGGUGAAGGAAGACGUUGAGAACAUCAUGGAAGCUAGCAGCUGGGGUGGCAAGCCCAGCCCCUUCUCCAGGCUGGAUCCCAAGGUGAAAGCAGCCUUCACAAGAGCUUACAAUAAGGAGGCCCACCUGACCCCAUACUCACUUCAGGUGGUAAAGACGUCAGGAUCCAGUGCUGGAUACAGUGAAGAGUCACAGGAAGAUGACACGCAGUCUGAUGAGAAAGAGCAGGAUGCAAUAGAGACUGACGCCAUGAUCAAGCAGAAGAAGACAAGAGCGUCAAAGCCUUCAAAACCAGAAAAAGAUAAGGAGUCCAAAAAAGGAAAAGGAAAAAGUUGGAAGAAAUGAAACUGUCACUCAGUCCCAGUAUCUGCUUUUAACUUAACCCCUCGACUAGUCCAGCUGGUCUAGAGACCGAAAGGCUCACCCUUUGCCAGAGUAACGGCUGUGUGUGGCACAGUGGGGCGGCCUGGCGGUCCCAUUAUCAAGGAUGGCGCAGCUAGAAGGUCUAACGAGCCCUUACAGAGGUGGAUAGGACUGCUGCACCCUUGCACCGUUCCUCCAGCCGAGAGACUGCUGGGAUCGAGAGUGACUGUGUAGAAAGAAUUCACAGGCUUCGGGUCAGAGUUUAGCUAAACCAUAGCAAGUCCGGGCGCAGUGGGGCUGAGGCAUCUUUUGUAGCUUAAGUUUCUCCUAAUGGCCGUAAGUGGACCAAUGCUGACUUUUUUUUUUUUUUAAGUAACAUGGUAGUUCUUAUUUUAUGGUGAAAUUCUGUAAAUAAACCUUAAAACAAAGCAGCCACCACCUGGAGCUGAGUAUUCUUGGUCUAUUGUCAGGUAUCUCACAAAGUAUGCAUCAGGAUCCAAUGUCCAUGUAAUGCAUGGA